CUCAUUACAAGUAAGAAUAAGAACAAGAGAUAUAUAAAGAUGAGACCUUUAUCAGAAGAUGAAACAAAAGCUGUUUUCGAGAAACUCGCAAAUUACAUCGGCAAAAACUUGGUUCAUCUCAUAGAUAGACCAGAAGAUGACGCUCAUGUUUUCCGAUUACAUAAAGAUAGGGUUUAUUAUUUACCUUUACCAAUGUUACAUUACGCCACGAGUAUAGCCAGACCUAAUUUGGUCAGUUUGGGUACUUGUAUGGGGAAAUUCAGUAAGACUGGGAAAUUCAAAUUGGGUGUUACUUCUUUGGAUUGGUUAGCUAGGUAUGCGAAACAUAAGUUGAUAUGGAUAAAACCCGCUGGAGAACUCCCAUUCUUAUAUGGAAACCAUAUCGUCAAAGCUCAUUUAGGACGGAUAACAGAGGAUACACCGGAACAUCAAGGUGUUGUAGUGUAUAAUAUGGCUGAUGUGCCAUUGGGCUUCGGAGUCACCGCCAGGUCCACAUUGGACACUCGGAAAUUGGAUCCAUCAGGAAUCAUAGUUUUUCAUCAAGCUGAUGUUGGGGAAUUUCUUCGAGAUGAGGAUACUAUGUUUUGAAGAUACCUCCUCCAUUCUAUAUAGUGUAUCUCCUUCUCUCGUUUCAUCGAAUCCUAGUCGUACUUUCCCCUCUGACAGCCAUCUUCUGCUCCUUCAUCCUUCCACUCACCUGCAACUCUGCCUCUCUUCGUCAAAACCUUUGCCCGCUUCCUCCGAUCCUCCUCCAUUUCAAUAAACCACUUCACGUUCAUAGCAUGAUAUGAUAUGUAUGUAACGUACUUCCGU
Molecule: messenger RNA, 813 nt
Organism: Tremella mesenterica DSM 1558
Lineage: Eukaryota; Fungi; Basidiomycota; Tremellomycetes; Tremellales; Tremellaceae
Exons: 4
Coding region: 40-588 (182 amino acids)
Biological process (GO): ribosome assembly; ribosomal large subunit biogenesis
Cellular component (GO): nucleolus; preribosome, large subunit precursor; nucleus
Molecular function (GO): RNA binding
Source: RefSeq, a predicted model, not a curated record